Molecule: messenger RNA, 1614 nt
Organism: Helianthus annuus (common sunflower)
Lineage: Eukaryota; Viridiplantae; Streptophyta; Magnoliopsida; Asterales; Asteraceae
Product: UDP-glucose 4-epimerase GEPI48
Exons: 9
Coding region: 269-1327 (352 amino acids)
Biological process (GO): galactose metabolic process; rRNA processing
Cellular component (GO): cytosol
Molecular function (GO): UDP-glucose 4-epimerase activity; RNA binding
Source: RefSeq, a predicted model, not a curated record
AAAUCCAAUAAACAAAACCCUAAUUAACAAAACUUUGGAAUAUACCCCACCAUUUUCAAUGCCACAGUAUAAAUACUAGACGAACUUCAUCACGUCAAACCCACCACAUGUUCAUACUUCACAAUUAUAUAUAAAACAUUCAUACCCUUUCUCUCUUCAGAUCCUUUCUAACCAAUACAACACAACCCACUUUGAAUUCUACAUUAAAGCUUCAAUCUUUAUACAUAUUCUUGAAUCUUGAUACUGUAGUAGUAGUGGUUUAAUCUUGAUGGGUCCGCCUCAGUGCGUGUUGGUGACCGGUGGUGCCGGUUAUAUCGGCAGUCAUACUGUAUUGCAGCUGUUGUUGGAAGGUUACAAGACGGUGGUUGUUGAUAAUUUUGAUAAUUCAUCUCAAGUUGCUAUCAAUCGAGUUCAGAAACUUGCUGGUGAUCAUGGCUCUAAUCUGUCUUUUCACAAGAUGGAUAUCCGGAACAAACCGGCAUUAGAGGAGCUUUUUGCAUCCACAAAGUUUGAUGCUGUUAUACAUUUUUCUGGAUUAAAGGCGGUCGGUGAAAGUGUGAAGAAGCCCUUAAUGUAUUACGACAAUAAUCUCAUUGGUACUUUAACUCUAUUAGAAGUUAUGGACGCCUACGGGUGCAAAAAGCUUGUGUUUUCAUCAUCGGCAACGGUUUACGGUUGGCCAAAAGAGGUACCCUGCACCGAAGAGUUUCCGUUAUCUGCAGCCAACCCAUAUGGACGAACCAAGCUGAUGAUUGAGGAGAUAUGCCAGGAUCUAUAUGCUUCGGAUAAUAAAUGGAAAAUAAUAUUAUUGCGGUAUUUUAACCCUGUUGGUGCACACCCUAGCGGUGAUAUCGGUGAGGACCCACGUGGGGUCCCCAACAAUCUUAUGCCGUUUGUCCAGCAAGUAGCCGUUGGUAGACUACCGACACUAAGAGUUUUUGGAACUGACUACUCAACGAAAGAUGGAACAGGGGUACGGGAUUAUAUCCAUGUUGUAGAUUUAGCAGACGGACACGCUGCUGCGUUGAGGAAACUCUCCGACCCUAAAAUAGGUUGUGAAGCGUACAACUUGGGAACCGGUAAAGGCACAUCUGUUUUGGAGAUGGUAGCAGCAUUUGAAAAGGCAUCGGGAAAGAAAAUUCCUCUUGUAAUGUCUGACCGUCGACCUGGUGAUGCUGAGGUCGUAUAUGCAUCAACGGAGAAGGCUGAACUCGAGUUGAACUGGAAGGCGAAAUAUGGAAUAGAUGAGAUGUGUAGAGAUCAGUGGAACUGGGCGAGUAAGAACCCAUACGGUUAUCUAACGAAAGAGGAAGCCAAACAAAAGUAAAAAGGAAAAUUGGACGGUUUUCAUUCAUAUUUUAUGGCAGUAUUUAUUCGGUUACUAUGAAGCAUUAGUUCAUGAAUAUUCUAAAAUAGCAUCAGGCUUAGUGUUUGGAGUGAUAUGUUCUUAGUUUCUUUCUUUUCUGUAAUUAUUAGUUGGUUUUUUUUUUUUUUUUUUUUUUUUUUUUCUACAUAGAUGUUAAUGUAGUCGCGCUAACGCAGAAAGAACAUAUAGGUCGGUUUCUUGUAUAUCGGACGUGGUAUUUGUGUAGUGAUCUGUUCUUUUAUUCAUUA